AAAACAUUUAACAGCCAUGGAAGAUCAUUGCGACUCUCAGAUAAAAAUGGAUUUAAAAGUUAGUCUCAAGGACAGCAUAAUAAAAGAAGCUCUGAAUUCGGGUGUAGAUUUGAGACAGUAUUCACAACAAGUAGAACAACAAUUACAAGAGGUUGAACUAGUGUCUGUGCAAGAUUAUGUCAAUCAGGGAACAUCAUUAGCACAGCUUCAUUCACAGUUCACCCAAUGUGAUGUCGCUCUUGAAAGAAUGGAAGUGCUUCUAAGUACCUUCAGAUCUCAACUAGGUGGUUUAAGCAGUGAUAUUUUACAACUCCAGCACCAAUCAGCUCAGUUGGGAUUACGUUUGUCUAAUCGACAGGCAGCUAGAUCCUUGGCAGGACAAAUAAUUGAUGAUUUGGUAAUUCCUGAAGCCCUGAUAAGACAUCUACUUGAAACUCCAGUGACAGAGCCUUCGUUCUCUGAACAGUUGAUAAUACUUCAAGCAAAGUUGGCUUUGAGUGGUGAUCACCAUCAGAGGUGCAGUAGAGCUGCUCAAGAUGUGGUUCCUGUCCUAGGUGCAUUAAGGAUUAAGGUGGUUGAAAGACUUAGGCAGUUUCUGCUUUUGAAACUACAACAACUUAGAAGGCCACUUGCUAAUUAUCAACUACCACAGAAUUCUCUUCUAAAACACAAGAAUUUUUACCACUUUCUCAUAACCCAAGAGCCUGAAAUAGCUUAUGAAGUGAGGCAAGACUAUGUGCAGACAAUGUCAAAGCUAUAUUUCUCUUAUUUUAAGAGCUACUCCACGCGAUUACUGAAACUUGUGGAUUCAAAUAGUGUUAAUAAAGAUGAUGUUCUUGCUUCCGAAGAUGCAUCGUUAGGUGCGGCUGCUGCUGCCGCCGCAAGGUCCUUGUUUGGAAGAGCCGCUCCUAGUGGGCGUAGUUCUAGCAGUAAAUCUACGGUUUUUACCUUAGGAACUCGAAUUGAAGUUGUUACAAACUUAGAAGCCCCUGUUCUAGUUCCUCACGCAGCUGCCACUGGUACCAGCGCUGGCCAUAAAGGUGAAACGAAAUAUUCGUAUGAAAUCGUUUUCCGAUCUCAACACUACGCAUUGGCCGAUAAUGCUUGCCGCGAGUAUUUGUUCCUCUGUGAAUUUUUCCACGUUGAAAGAGCCCCUGCCAUGGAGCUAUUUCAAGAAGUAAUGGGGAAGACCUGCACUAUUUAUAUGAAAUUUGUGGAAGAAUAUGUUUCGUCUUGUUAUGACUCACUUGCCCUUUUUCUUUGCAUCCAAAUGGUCCAACGUUUGCAAUAUCUUUGCCACAAGAGAGCCGUUCCAGCUUUAGAUUUUUAUUACGAAUCUCUCGUCUCCACGUUAUGGCCUAGAUUUGAAUAUUUGGUACAAGCAAACAUUCAGAGUGUCCGUGACUGCGAUCCAUCUAGACUUUAUUCAAACAUUGAUACGCGACCACACUAUGUAGUGCGACGAUACGCCGAGUAUACUUCAGCCAUUUCUGCGAUUCACGAGCAUAACAGUAUAACUUCAGCCAUGGACUGGACUCCACGCCUACACCAUUUACUUUCGACCAUGCAAGAGGAGGUUGAAGGCUUCACGUUGCGCCUUGCUGCAGCCUUUACUAAACGAAAGGAUCAAUUAGUAGCCCUAAUCAACAACUACGACCUGAUGCUGAGUGUGAUGACCGAGCGCAACCGAGAAGAAAGUCGUGAAGCCGCUCGGUGUAAGGAAUUGCUGUCUGCUAGAAUUUCAGAAUUUGUCGAAGAAAUUCUUUUUUUCCAUUUUGAGGGACUCGUCCGAUUCGUCAAAGACUGCGAAGUCAUGCUUACUCGAGGGCUUAACGAAGCGUUGCGGAACGAAGAACGUCGGGCCACGCAAACCAUAAACGCUUUCAUGGCUGGAUGGAAGAAAUCUUUGGACGAGAUUAAUAAAGAAAUCUUAAAUCUGUUUCCGAAUUUCAAAAACGGAACCAACAUUCUACAAGCGACGUUGACUCAACUCGUCGAAUACUACCACCGUUUCCAAAAAAUCCUAACCCAACAUCCAUUCCGCAACGUUCCUGCUCGUGCUGAUUUGAUUAACAUUCAUCAAUUAAUGGUAGAAGUCAGAAGGUACAAGCCAGCUUUCUAAAUUUUAAAGAUUUGAAGCCUGAUUUGUUGAAUACAUGUAUUAAUAUUA
Messenger RNA from Daphnia pulex (common water flea), 2170 nucleotides. RefSeq names its product vacuolar protein sorting-associated protein 52 homolog (gene Vps52). Gene Ontology annotation, molecular function: syntaxin binding. The record is from RefSeq and is a predicted model, not a curated record. Bases 17 to 2122 code for a protein of 701 amino acids. NCBI's taxonomy places the organism in Eukaryota, Metazoa, Arthropoda, Branchiopoda, Diplostraca, Daphniidae. Gene Ontology annotation, cellular component: GARP complex. Gene Ontology annotation, biological process: lysosomal transport; endocytic recycling; retrograde transport, endosome to Golgi. The transcript is spliced from 13 exons.